Molecule: messenger RNA, 2284 nt
Organism: Grus americana (Whooping crane)
Lineage: Eukaryota; Metazoa; Chordata; Aves; Gruiformes; Gruidae
Gene: AP2A1
Product: adaptor related protein complex 2 subunit alpha 1
Exons: 16
Biological process (GO): intracellular protein transport; clathrin-dependent endocytosis
Cellular component (GO): AP-1 adaptor complex; membrane coat; Golgi apparatus
Molecular function (GO): clathrin-cargo adaptor activity
Source: RefSeq, a predicted model, not a curated record
GCGGCGCCCAAUAGAGACGGCGGGGAUGCUGUGAGUGGCGUUGGCAACGGCCAAUGGGAGUAGGCGUUGAGCGGCGGCAGCGGCGGCAGCGGCGCAGGGAGACCGGAGCGGGCAGCGGGGCCGGGCCGGGCCGGAGCGAGGGACCGCCGCGAUGCCGGCCGUGUCCAAGGGCGAUGGGAUGCGGGGGCUGGCGGUCUUCAUCUCCGACAUCCGCAACUGUAAGAGCAAAGAAGCCGAGAUCAAGCGCAUCAACAAGGAACUGGCCAACAUCCGCUCCAAAUUCAAGGGAGAUAAAGCUCUGGAUGGAUACAGCAAGAAAAAAUACGUCUGCAAACUUCUCUUCAUCUUCCUGCUGGGCCACGACAUCGAUUUCGGGCACAUGGAAGCCGUCAACCUGCUGAGCUCCAACAAAUACACCGAGAAACAGAUCGGGUACCUGUUUAUCUCGGUGCUGGUGAACUCCAACAGCGAAUUAAUCCGGUUAAUUAAUAACGGGAUCAAGAAUGACCUGGCCAGCAGGAACCCCACGUUCAUGUGCCUGGCGCUGCACUGCAUCGCCAACGUCGGCAGCAGGGAGAUGGCCGAGGCCUUCGCCGCCGAGGUGCCCCGCGUCCUGGUGGCGGGGGACACGAUGGACAGCGUGAAGCAGAGCGCGGCGCUCUGCCUGCUGCGCCUGCACAAGGCCUGUCCCGACCUGGUGCCCGUCGGCGAGUGGACGGCGCGGGUGGUGCAUCUGCUCAACGACCAGCACAUGGGGGUGGUGACAGCGGCCGUCAGCCUCAUCACCUGCCUCUGCAAGAAAAACCCCGACGACUUCAAAACCUGCGUGUCCCUCGCCGUGUCCCGCCUCAGCCGGAUCGUGUCAUCGGCGUCCACGGACCUGCAGGAUUACACGUACUACUUCGUGCCCGCGCCGUGGCUCUCCGUCAAGCUGCUGCGCCUGCUCCAGUGCUACCCCCCCCCCGGGUAGGGACCCCCCCGGGAGGAGGCGGCGGUGAAGGGGCGGCUGGUGGAGUGCCUGGAGACGGUGCUGAACAAGGCGCAGGAGCCCCCCAAGUCCAAGAAGGUUCAGCACUCCAACGCCAAGAACGCCAUCCUCUUCGAGGCCAUCGCCCUCAUCAUCCACUACGACAGCGAGCCCAACCUGUUGGUCCGGGCCUGUAACCAGCUGGGCCAGUUCCUGCAGCACCGGGAGACCAACCUGCGGUACCUAGCGCUGGAGUCCAUGUGCGCCCUGGCCAGCUCCGAGUUCUCCCACGAGGCCGUCAAGACCCACAUCGACACCGUCAUCGGCGCGCUCAAGACGGAGCGGGACGUGAGCGUGCGGCAGCGUGCGGCCGAUCUCCUCUACGCCAUGUGCGACCGCAGCACCGCCCAGCAGAUCGUGGCCGAGAUGCUCAGCUACCUGGAGACGGCCGACUACGCCAUCCGCGAGGAAAUCGUGCUGAAGGUGGCCAUCCUGGCGGAGAAGUACGCCGUGGAUUACAGCUGGUACGUCGACACCAUCCUCAACCUGAUCCGCAUCGCGGGCGAUUACGUCAGCGAGGAGGUGUGGUACCGCGUCAUCCAGAUCGUCAUCAACCGCGACGACGUCCAAGGUUACGCCGCCAAGACCGUUUUCGAGGCCCUGCAGGCGCCGGCGUGUCACGAGAACAUGGUGAAAGUGGGGGGCUACAUCCUGGGGGAGUUCGGGAACCUCAUCGCGGGGGACCCCCGCUCUAGCCCGCUGGUGCAGUUCGGGCUGCUGCACUCCAAGUUCCACCUGUGCAGCGUGGCCACCCGGGCGCUGCUCCUCUCCACCUACAUCAAGUUCAUCAACCUCUUCCCCGAGACCAAGGGCACCAUCCAGGAGGUGCUGAGGGCCGGCAGCCAACUGCGCAACGCCGACGUGGAGCUGCAGCAGCGCGCCGUCGAGUACCUCAAGCUCAGCUCCAUCGCCAGCACCGACGUCCUGGCGACGGUGCUGGAGGAGAUGCCGCCGUUCCCCGAGCGCGAGUCGUCCAUCCUGGCCAAGCUGAAGAAGAAGAGGGGCCCCGGGCCCGGCCCCGAGGGGGACGAAGGUCGCCGGGAUGGGGGGGCCGAGCUCAACGGGGGGGGCGAACCCCCCCCCAGCACCGCCUCGACGCCAUCGCCCUCCGCCGACCUUUUGGGGUUCCGGGGGGGCGCCCCUGCCCCCCCCCCCGCCGGCAGCAGCCUCUUGGUGGACGUGGAGACCCCCCCAAACCCCCCCCCGCCGGGGGGGGCCCCCCCCGAUGACGCCUUCCUGGGGUGGCAGGCCAGGUAG